AUGAAGAGAACCAGUAAGGAUUUCAAGACUGAUGAAACACUGAAGAUGGAGGAUGAUGAAGAAGGAAAUGCCAAUAGACUGACAGGAAUUGACUGGGAGACUCAGCAGUUAGCAGAGAGCCAUUGGAUCCUCCCUAUUGAGAUGAUCUAUUUGAGAGUGUGGGUAUUAGAGUUCCAGUUGCUGAGUACCUGUUCAGGAGCUGGGUCAACCAAUAUGGUCUCAGUCUUGAGGACAGUUGUUGGUUAA
Molecule: messenger RNA, 246 nt
Organism: Dovyalis caffra
Lineage: Eukaryota; Viridiplantae; Streptophyta; Magnoliopsida; Malpighiales; Salicaceae
Source: the annotation of a GenBank genome assembly